AUGGCCCGAGAACCCGAGACGCGCCGAGUGAAACCGGUUGUGGGGAACACCAUUUACAUAUGUUCAUACGAUAAGCGAGCGCUGUGGCCCUGGAGGACGCGAGGGUUCGAGACCUACAUAAUAUCAUACCGGAUCGUCGACUGUUCGUCCCUAGACCUGACCGGUGACCGUUUGCAAUACAAACCUUGGGCAGUUUGA
This is a messenger RNA of Coprinopsis cinerea okayama7#130, 198 nucleotides long. RefSeq lists its product as hypothetical. Lineage: Eukaryota; Fungi; Basidiomycota; Agaricomycetes; Agaricales; Psathyrellaceae. The transcript is spliced from 3 exons. The record is from RefSeq and is a predicted model, not a curated record. The coding region runs from base 1 to 198 and encodes 65 amino acids.